This is a messenger RNA of Indicator indicator, 930 nucleotides long. It is a transcript of the gene SLC35E3, whose product is annotated as solute carrier family 35 member E3. The transcript has 5 exons. Gene Ontology annotation, molecular function: antiporter activity; nucleotide-sugar transmembrane transporter activity. The record is from RefSeq and is a predicted model, not a curated record. NCBI's taxonomy places the organism in Eukaryota, Metazoa, Chordata, Aves, Piciformes, Indicatoridae. Bases 1 to 930 code for a protein of 309 amino acids. Gene Ontology annotation, cellular component: Golgi apparatus.
AUGGGCUGGAUGCCGACCCAGGGUCGGCUGGUGGCGGGGCUGCUGGUGAACCUGGCCGCCUCCAUCUGCAUCGUCUUCCUGAACAAGUGGCUGUACGUGCGGCUGGGCUUCCCCAACCUCAGCCUCACCCUGGUGCACUUCGCCAUCACCUGGCUCGGCCUUUACCUGUGCCAGGCGUUCGGCGCCUUCUCUCCUAAGAGCCUGCAGCCCUCCCAGGUGCUGCCCUUGGCCCUCAGCUUCUGCGGCUUCGUCGUCUUCACCAACCUGUCCCUGCAGAGCAACACCAUCGGUACCUACCAGCUAGCCAAGGCUAUGACCACGCCGGUCAUCGUGGUCAUCCAGAGCCUGGCGUACGGAAAGACCUUCCCUCUCCGCAUCAAACUUACCCUGGUCCCCAUCACGUUGGGCGUUUUCCUUAACUCCUACUACGACGUGAAGUUCAGCAUCCUCGGGAUGGUGUUCGCCACCUUGGGCGUCUUGGUGACCUCUCUCUACCAAGUGUGGGUGGGAGCUAAGCAGCAUGAGUUGCAGGUAAACUCCAUGCAGUUGCUGUACUAUCAGGCACCAAUGUCCUCAGCUAUGUUGUUGUUCAUCAUACCCUUCUUUGAGCCAGUCUUUGGAGAAGGAGGAAUUUUUGGUCCCUGGACUCUUUCUGCUGUGAUAAUGGUACUGCUGUCUGGAAUCAUAGCCUUUAUGGUAAACUUGUCCAUUUACUGGAUCAUUGGAAAUACAUCACCUGUCACGUACAACAUGUUUGGACAUUUCAAGUUCUGCAUCACCCUUCUGGGAGGGUGCCUCUUGUUUAAGGAUCCUCUGUCUUUUAAUCAAGGCCUUGGGAUUCUGUGCACAUUGUUGGGCAUCUUAGCUUACACCCACUUCAAGCUCAGCGAGCAGGAAAGCAAUAAGAGCAAAUUGGUUCAGCGUCCCUAG